ACAACGUCAAACAAUUCAGAUUGUUAAAUUUGACGUUUUGAUAAAAUCACAAAACGUAAAACUGAAAAUUUCUUAUUUCUAAAUAAAUAUCAGCAAAAGAACGAUACUGUGAAUGAUUAUAAUUAUUAAAUGAAUAUAAUUUUUGAAUCGUUACUGCCAAGGUAUUAGAAAAAAUAAGGUAAUAACUUUUAAAAUUUUUGCCUAAGCAUAAUGAAUAUAUCAAACCUAAGAUUGAUGCAAAUCGCGGGUUGGGGUGGUGUUAUAGUUGCUUCAACUGGAUUUUUCUUACAAAAUAGACUUAUUGAGAACAUAAGAAAUACAGAGCAUUAUAAAGAUGCUUUGAAGACCUUAAGAUUAAAUGUUGGGGCUGUUCACUAUCUUGGAGAACCAAUAAAGGACAAAAGAAUUAAAUUAACUGACAGUGAAAAUAACAACGCCGAUGAGACUAGCGCUAGAUUUUGUGUGCCUGUAACUGGUCCAAAAGACAAAGGUCAGCUUUUAUUACAGAUAAAUAACCACACAUUUCAAUAUUACAUCAGGAUGUUUGUCGGAACAUCAAGAGAGAAAUUCUUUUAUCACAAUACCCUACUAUGCCUUGUUAAAUCUUUACAAAACCGUAAUAUAACAGUUGAUCUCAGAGAUGAUUCGUAUGUAUGUGGUCAUCUUGAUACGGUGGAUGGCUUCAUGAACCUUUCACUUAGCAAAGCUGUUUAUUGUGAUACGCGACAGAAUGAAUUCCUAUUUGAGAACUUUUUCAUUCAAAGUAGAAAUAUUAGAUAUGUUCACAUACCGGAAGAUCUAUUUUCUUUGUUAGAUAUCUAUCAUAGACAAUAUUAAAAAUGAAGUCCAUAAGGAAAAUAUGAAACAUACUAACCCAAAACCAAAAAAGUCAAGGAAAGCAACAAAGGCUCUUCAACAGCAUAUGAAAACGGUUGCAAUGUUGGAGAAAUGACUAAUGGAAUCAAGAUAUUUCUAACAUCAAAAGAAUGUACGCUAAUUCACAAUAUUUACAAAUUAUAUAAUAAAAUAAUAAAGUUGAAUAAA
Messenger RNA from Danaus plexippus (monarch butterfly), 1044 nucleotides. RefSeq lists its product as uncharacterized. Gene Ontology annotation, biological process: mRNA 3'-end processing by stem-loop binding and cleavage. Bases 211 to 837 code for a protein of 208 amino acids. Gene Ontology annotation, cellular component: cytoplasmic U snRNP body; nuclear body. The record is from RefSeq and is a predicted model, not a curated record. Gene Ontology annotation, molecular function: U7 snRNA binding; histone pre-mRNA DCP binding. The transcript has 4 exons. NCBI's taxonomy places the organism in Eukaryota, Metazoa, Arthropoda, Insecta, Lepidoptera, Nymphalidae.